AUGGCUGCUGAAGAACUGAUUGAAGUCAAGUUCAGGUUACCUGAUGGCAGUGAUAUUCCACCAAGCAAAUACAAUUCCACAACCACUGUCGCAUAUCUCAAAGAGAAAAUCAUUUCACAAUGGCCUAAAGAAAUAGGAAAUGGGCCGAAAACAGUAAACGAUAUGAAGCUCAUAAACGCAGGAAAGAUUCUGGAGAACAACAAAACGCUUGCUGAAUCUCGAUCUCCUGUAGGCGAAGUUCCCGGAGGUGUCAUCACUAUGCAUGUUGUUGUUCGUCCUCCAUUGUCAGACAAAAACACCGAAAAGUCGCAAAAUGCCCCUGAAAAGAACAGUUGUUCAUGCACAAUCCUGUGAUCAAGGUGGUAAUUUGAUCAAGUUCAAGAUUCAAGAUGAAAGCAGAUGUGGUUUUCUAUGUUACAUAUAUAUAGAGAGAGAGAGAGAGAGAAACAUUUUAGAUCAAUUAGAAGAAUGUUAAAAGAAAUUGUUGUCAUAUCUUAUGAAAUUAAAAGCCUAUGGCUUUCAUGGAUGCCUCAGUUUUCCAAUAAUUCUUGAAUGAUUGUGUCAAUCGAAAAGGGUCCAACAUUAAAUCCUAUCUUUUACAUCUUUUUUGCAC
This is a messenger RNA of Lactuca saligna, 613 nucleotides long. Lineage: Eukaryota; Viridiplantae; Streptophyta; Magnoliopsida; Asterales; Asteraceae. The record is from the annotation of a GenBank genome assembly.